GGCCACGCCCCCGGCAGCACUCGCGGCGCCCCUGGGGACUCGCGGGCACCGUGCGACCCAGUGGCCCCGGGUGGCGCCAUGGACACCUUCAUCCGCCUGACCAACCAGACCCAGGGCCGGGAUCGGCUCUUCAGAGCCACUCAGUACACUUGCAUGUUGCUUAGAUAUUUGUUAGAGCCAAAGCCUGGCCAGGAGAAGGUGGUCGAGAAGCUCCAGAGUCUGGAGGCCAGUGUGAGCACAGGCCGCAAAUGGUUCAGACUCGGCAAUGUGCUGCACGCGCUGCAGGCCACACAGCAGAGCCUCCACGCCACGGAGGUGGUGCCCCGCCUGUGCCUGACCCUCGCCAACCUCAACCGCGUGCUCUACUUCAUCUGUGACACGGUGCUCUGGGCCCGGAGCGUGGGGCUGGUGGCGGGUGUGGACAAGGAGCGCUGGCGUGGCUGGGCGGCCCGUCACUAUUACUAUUCCCUGCUGCUGAGCCUGGCCCGGGACGUGUACGAGCUGGCCCUGCAUAUGGAGCGGCUGGCCCGCCAGCGCGCUCGGCGGGCACAGUCGUCCGCCCGGACGCCUGCGGGCCACAGCGUGGCCGAUGAGGAGGUCGUGUGGCUCCAGUCCUUCCUUCUGCUGCUCUUCCGCUCCCUGAAGGAGCAGCCACCCCUGCUGCUGGAUGCCGUGAAGAAUGCGUGUGAUCUUCUCAACCCACUGCACCAGCUGGGCAUCUACGAGUCCAACCCGGGCCUCAUCGGACUCGGAGGCCUGGUGUCCUCGCUGGCUGGCCUCGCCGCGGUGCUUUACCCUCACCUGAAGCUGAGGAUCCGCUGAGGGUCGCCCUGCCGAGCCACCCUCUGCAGGGAACCCAGAGCGGACACUUUUCAGACCUUUGGAGGUGACCACCGGCUGGCACAUUCGGGGGUCUCCAGUGUGCUGGGCUCUGGGCUGUGCCAGAGGAUCUUGAGGGUGGGGAAGGCAAGUGAGAAGGUGCCAGCGGGGGCCAGGGAGGCUCUGCCAGGCAACGGGAGAGGAAAGAGGCCCCAGACCCUGGGAUCCCAGCGACGUGAUUGAAAUGCUCCUGACAGUAACCCUUGAAGUGGGGGAAGGAGAAAUGUGCCUGGCCACUGGCGGUCCCCAAAUCUCCAAGAAUGACGUGAAGCUGCGAAGCAACUGUCCGGGGGAAUUUGAAGAGCAAGCUGUCAGCAGCUAGGCGAGGGCAAAGUCGUUUGUCCAGAACUUCCACUGAAUGAUGAUGACCAAUAA
Molecule: messenger RNA, 1254 nt
Organism: Sorex fumeus (smoky shrew)
Lineage: Eukaryota; Metazoa; Chordata; Mammalia; Eulipotyphla; Soricidae
Gene: PEX11A
Product: peroxisomal biogenesis factor 11 alpha
Exons: 3
Coding region: 79-822 (247 amino acids)
Biological process (GO): peroxisome fission; regulation of peroxisome size
Cellular component (GO): peroxisomal membrane
Source: RefSeq, a predicted model, not a curated record